Didymella exigua CBS 183.55 is the source of this 471-nucleotide messenger RNA. RefSeq lists its product as uncharacterized. The transcript is spliced from 2 exons. The coding region runs from base 1 to 471 and encodes 156 amino acids. The record is from RefSeq and is a predicted model, not a curated record. Gene Ontology annotation, molecular function: RNA-DNA hybrid ribonuclease activity; nucleic acid binding. NCBI's taxonomy places the organism in Eukaryota, Fungi, Ascomycota, Dothideomycetes, Pleosporales, Didymellaceae.
AUGUUUAAGCCUCUGUCAACGGCGUACUCAAAGGAGCUUACAACACACCUUCACAGUGGCCAGGGCCUAUCAGUGAUCAAGAAGAGCGACUUCUUCCACCUGUUCUGGAAGGCCUGGACGAACACGUUUACUCCAGAGCUGAUACUCAGGUCCUUCAAGGCAACGGUCAUAUGGUGCCUCAGGGGCGACGCACCCCCUACCUCACAGUGGGCCUUCCUGGAGUGCCACAGUGCCAUGGAGACACACGACGUCUCAAUCAAAUGGGCCCCUGGGCACCUAGGCAUUGAAGGAAACGAAGCAGCAGACAGACUUGCCAACCUAGAAGCCCAGCACCCAUCACCCCCGACUGGAAUAGCGGCUAUGCCUACACUCUCAGGCAUCAAGACAAUAGCCCGCAAGAUGCUACAGCACACGCAACAAACAUGGUGGUCUAACAAGAAGACUAAGCUCUCAAAAUGGUACAAGAGCUAG